Rhagoletis zephyria (snowberry fruit fly) is the source of this 7653-nucleotide messenger RNA. Lineage: Eukaryota; Metazoa; Arthropoda; Insecta; Diptera; Tephritidae. The record is from RefSeq and is a predicted model, not a curated record.
GGACCACACGCCGCCGACAUCAUCAAUCCCUCGGUAGAGGUACUGAUCAAGGUGAAGGACAUUAACGACGAGCUGGUGGUCUUUGAGCAGCGCUCCUACAAGUUCGCCAUUCCGGAGAAUCUGCCCCGCGGGACGCUGAUCGGCGCCCUGAAUGCGACCAACACCAAGCGCAUCGGCGACCUGCAGGAUGUGACGUACUGGCUGGAGGAGAGCGGAGAGGACAACGCCGCCUCCAAGUUCAACAUCAACCCGAAGACGGGCGAGCUGAUUGUCAUUGACACCAUCGACUGCGAUAUGCCCGCCAAUGAGAAAGUGUUCAACUUUAGAGUGCUCGCACGCGACACACUGUCGAUUAAUGCCCUCAACACCAGUGUCCCGGUGCGAAUUGAGAUUCAAGACGAGAACGAUAACGCGCCUCGCUUCAACGAAGAAAGCUACGGACUUGAACUGCCCGAAAGUCUGCCGCCGGGGACGCCGCUGCCGCCGUUCUACGGCAUCUCCGACAUCGACUCAGGUGACAAUGGGCGAAUAGUGCACUUUCGCAUUAGAGGCGCCGAGAGUGAUGUCGCCUACUUUGUGAUCAACGACACCACCGGCGUCAUUGCGCUGGCCAAGUCGCUGGACUACGAGACGAAACCGCGACUUGACUUUGAACUGUUGGCCGCGGACGGCGGCGAUGAGCCACAGUGGGGCAGAACGAAGGUCGCCAUCCAGGUCUCCAACAUUAAUGAGUACUCGCCCAAGUUCAUCGGUCUGCCCUACACCUACUACGUCCAGGAAUCGGCCGUCGAGGGCACCAGUGUAGGUCAGGUGAAGGCGACUGAUGACGACGGCAACAACAUCGUCUACUCGAUCAGCGACAACGACCACGAGUACUUCACCAUCGAGCCGGACACUGGGCGCAUCUACGUGGGCAAGCCGCUGGUCGGCCGGACGCACUACAGCUUCAUCGCCCGGGCCACCGACGACGGCGUGCCGCAGAACUUCAGCCUGGGCGUGCAGGUGACGGUGCGCGUCAAUGAGAACAACGACUAUCCGCCGGUCUUCACCGCCAACACUUACUACGGAUCGGUGCUGGAGCGACACGAGUCGGAGAAGGUGAUUGCCAGGGUGAAGGCCACCGACAAGGACCUGGAGAACAACACCAUCACCUACUCGAUUGUGGGCGGCAAUGAUGACAACUACUUCAGCAUUGACAGCAGUCUGGGCGAGAUUCGAAUUGUGCCCGGCAAGGGCGCACAGCUUGACUUUGACGAGCGAAAGCAGUUCUCGCUGCUAGUGCAGGCAAAGGACUCCCAUCAGACGCCACUCUCCGGCCUGACCAUUGUCGUCAUUGACGUCAAAGACAUCAACAACCACCCUCCAGUGUUCAGCAAAGCCGCCUAUUCAAUUACCAUAAAUGAGAACACGGCGGCCGGGCACUGCUUCCUCAAGCUGGAGGCCACCUCGGGCGAUUCGGUGGACAAGGUGAACUACUUCCUCGGCAGUGGCAAGGACAAUCAUGCGUUUGAUCUGAACAAACUCACCGGUGAUCUGUGCACGAGAAAGCUCAUUGACCGAGAGCAGCAGGACAAGUACGAGCUGCAGGUGAUUGCCAAUGAUGGCAAGUUUGAGACGUCGGUCUCGGUCACUAUCGAAAUCAUCGACGAGAACGACAACCAGCCGGUCUUUGAGCAGGAGAACUACGUCGUCUCGAUUCCCUUCAACUCGCACCCUGGUCGGACGAUCAUUCAGGUGCACGCCACCGACCCGGACAGUGCCAACAACGGCGAGGUGACCUACUGGAUCAAGAACACGCACGGCAUCUUUGAGAUCGACUCCAAGACCGGCCUCGUUCGACUGGUCAGUGCUCUGCCGGUGAACAAGCAGAACGCCACCUAUGAGAUGGAGGUCUUUGCACAGGACCACGGCGUGACGCCCAACAUUGGCAAGGCGCUGCUCGUCGUCCGCUCCUCCAACAACCACAACCACCCGCCCAAGUUUGAUGAGUUCUACUACUCAGUGGAGGUGGAGGAGAACAUUUCCGGCAUUAAUCUAGUGCGCGUCCAGGCGACCGACCCUGACCAGGGCAAGGCGGGCAAGAUCAACUACAGACUGAUCAAGUCCACGCACCCUUCCGCUUUCCGCAUUGACAAGACGUCAGGGCAGAUUCUGCUGGUGGCUCCGCUGGACUACGAGACGGCCAAGUACCACGAGAUAGUGGUGGAGGCACGGGACGAGGCCAAGGAUUCGCAGUUUGUGACCACCGUCGUUCAGGUGAAGGUGCGCGAUGUGAACGACUUUGCGCCGGAGAUUCUCUCCGUCCCGCGGGUGAUUCGCAUUCCGCAGUCGGUGACGCCGAACAGCGAGGUCAUCUACACGGUGCAGGCCAUCGACCUGGACAGCAGUGACCGAGGCAACAAUCUGCUGCAGUUCUCUAUUGAGCCGCCCAGUCCGCUCUUCAACAUCAACCCCCUCACCGGGCAGAUAUUCGCCCUGCAGCGGCUGAUGCCGCACAAUGACAUCUUCAAGAUUAUCGUCCGAGACCGAGCGGAGAAGAACCCGCUGUCCAGUUCGGUGGACGUGCAGAUCGAGGUGUACAAUGACGCCGUCGAGGAGAUCAUUCCCAGCUUCACCUCGACGCAGUACAUUGUCCAGGUGGAGAACACCAUUGAGCCGGGCAGUCCGGUGGUGUCGCCGCGUGCCAAAAUUCCCAGCGGCGGACAGAUAUGGUACAACAUCUCCAGUUCGCCGCACUCCAAGUUCAGCAUUGACCACGAGACGGGACGCAUCUUUGCGACCUCGCGCAUCGACUACAUGAACGCCCGUGAAAGCACGUUCCACUUUCUGGUGAUGGCGUACAAUAAGAACGACAAGCGGCGCUUCUCAGAGGCCAGUGUGGUCAUUCGCCUGCUGGAGACGAACAACAAGUGCGCCAAAUUUCCCUUCUCCGAGUACUACGCCUCCAUCAAGGAGAAUUCCCCCGUCGACAUGGUCGUCAUUCCCGACCUGAUGCUGAUGGACUUGAACAAGUACAACGGCCUCAAUCUGGAGUACCAGAUCACGGAGGACAACUCCAAUGACAACUUCUACAUUGACGCCCUCACAAAGGACGAUCUGGUGACGAAUGCAACGCUGCGCAUUAAAAAGCUCAUCGACCGCGACCGAAUGGCCAAGUUUCUGCAGGGCAUCUACACGCUGACCGUGUCUGCUACGAACCACCGCUGCACGGCAAACAUUCGCAUAAAGAUACAGAUAAUCGACGACAAUGACAACAGUCCAAUCUUCCAGCAGGCAGAGUACAUUGUCGAGCUGAAGGAGAACACCCCGGUGGGCCAUGUGGUGACCACGCUGACAGCCACUGACAAUGAUGAAAUUGAUGAAGGCCAGCUGAAGUACUUCAUCGUGGACGGCAACACUGAACAGGUCUUUGACAUGGAAAUGAAGACCGGCGUCAUCUCGGUGAAGGAGGUGCCUGAUCGGGAGAAGUCGCCGGCCUAUGUCCUCAAGGUGGUCGCCAUUGAUGCGGCCAACAACACUGGCUGGUCAAGUGUGCACAUAAUCAUCCUCGAUGAGAAUGACAAUGAACCGACCUUCCUCAAUGAAACCUUCAUGUUGAACGUCACUGAAGGGCCGACUAGCGUGGGCACACGACUUCGUCUGCCCGUCGUCGACUACGAUGACGGCAUGAACCGACAAAUGGAGGUGUACAUCGUCGACGGCAACUCCAAUGGAGAGUUCAGACUGGACGUCGAUGAGGGUGGCCCUCUGCUGACCAUCGUUUCAGAGCUGGACCGUGAGAAGUACAACGUCCCAGAGGCGGCCCUACAUCUAGUUUUCGUCGCCGCCAAGGACAAGGGCAUUCCGCCGAGAAUCGGCAAAACGAUGGUCGCAGUCGUCAUUCAGGACAUCAAUGAUUCACCGCCUAAAUUUGAAAAGGACUCCUACUACUGUUUCAUCUCCGAGGACUCACAAGUGGGCAUGGUGCUGGCGGAGUUGAAGGCGACUGACGCCGAUUCAGCAGCCAACACCAAUCUCAGCUACUCCUUCGGUCGAAACACCGGCAAUGUGCCCUUUGCCAUCAAUCCGCUGAACGGCAUCGUCAACGUCUCACGACAGUUGGACGUCUCCGAGAAGCAGCAGUACUCGAUCACCGUGGAGGUAUUUGAUGGCGUCUGGAGGACGACCACCAUGCUGAACAUUAUCGUCAACGAGGCGGAGGAGAGAGAUCCGCGAUUUGAGCAGGCGCACUACCGCUUUGAGAUUAAGGAGAACCUGAAGAAUCACUUUGUGGGCAAGGUAGACCUGAAGCCUCGAAAGCACCGCAUCAACUCCUCCAUCAAGUACACCAUCAUCAACUCCGAGGUGCGACAGCUGUUCAACAUUACCACCGAUGGGGAGAUCUACACGAGGGUGGGUCUGGACCGUGAGAAGCGCAGCAAGUACGUCUUUACGGUGAAGAUCGAGGAGAAGCACCCCACUACGAAGAUCAGCGUCAGCGAGGUGAUCAUCGACGUGCUCGAUGAGAACGACCAGAUUCCCACCUUCCCGCAGUCGUACACUGGGUCGAUUCGGGAGAACUGCAAGGCGGGCACUGCCGUGCACAUCAUGCCCAUCAUCAAGGCAAUUGACAAUGACAUUGGCAACAACUCCGUCAUUGAGUACUCCCUCGCGGGCGAUGGCUCAGAGAUGUUCACCAUUCUCAAGUCUGGCUCUGUCAUUUUCACGCCACUAGACCCGAAGCAGGUACUGGACAGAGAGACACGGUCUCACUACAAGUUCAAGGUGACCGCCCGAGACAUGGGCGGCUUGGCCUCUACCACUGACCUGAUGAUCACCGUUGAGGAUGAGAACGACAACAGUCCGCAGUUCCAGCAUGGUCCGCUGUACGUGCUGCUUCCGGAGAUUGCCAAGCCCGGCUCAAAGGUCGUCGAGGUAAAGGCGACGGACAUUGACGAGGGCAACAACGCCAAGAUUCAGUACUACAUUACCAGCGGCGGCAAUGGCGACAUUCGCAUUGACCGGAUGACGGGUGAAAUCUUCGUCGUCGGCUCACUCAAGCCAGGCUCUGUUUACUUUAUGAACGUAUCAGCUGUUGACGGCGCUGGGCUCUCGGCACGUACCACAGUCAACGUGACCAUCAUCGAUGUAAACAAUCACAAACCUACGUUUGACCAAGUCAACUACAGCUUCACGGUGCUGGAGAGCAACUACACCAAUGACAAGACUAAACUUGGCGUUUUGAGAGCACGUGAUGAGGAUAUUGGCAAGAAUGGACUGGUUGAGUACACCAUCUCUAGCAAUGUUGCUUCAGAUUUCCCAUUCAAAAUCGACGUUCACACUGGCGAGCUCUUUGCGCAAGGCUUCAUCGACCGUGAACAGCGAGAAGUGUACACAUUCGAAGUGACGGCACUGGACUCGGGAGAGCCUCCAAACAAUUCAUCGACUGAAGUCAAGAUCACCGUGUUGGACCGAAACGAUGAAAGACCACGAUUUUACACCGAUCCCUAUUUGGCGCAUGUUCCAGAGAACCUCGAUCCUGGUCAUAAAGUGACGCAAAUUGCCGCAUUUGAUCCUGAUCUGGGAGAGAACGGUCAAGUGUUUUACAAGCUUGGUGCAGGACAUGACAACAAGUUCUACAUUGACGGCAAAGACGGCACAGUAUGGACUUUGUCUACUUUAGAUUUUGAACAAAAGAGCUUCUACAACAUCACCGUCAUUGCCUACGAUCGGGGCAAUCCCAGUCUGAGUUCUUCUGCCAAACUGUGGGUCACUGUGGCCGACACACCUGAUUCAGUGCCUGAUUUCUCUAAGGCCGUCUACACGGUUGAAGUGGCUGAAAACGCCAAACCCGGUGAUAUCAUUUACAAGUUGGACGCUGGCGAAGGGCCGUUCAAGUAUUCUCUGCUAAAUCCUGAGGAGAUUGACACAUUUUCAGUGGACAAGAGCACUGGCAAGGUGAAACUAGUCAAACCACUGGACAGUAACUUUCGAAAUCACUACCGUUUGCUGGUCAAAUCGGAGGACGACACUGAACCGCCAAAGUCUGAUUCAGCCGAGGUGAACAUAAUCGUGGGCACCGGUCAAGGUGUUCGUCUCUUCCCUCAGCGACUGUACGAGGUUUCGGUGAAGGAGAACAGCCUGACGCCGACGCUUCUCAUUGAUCUCAACUCCACCGAUGAAAUUGCCCGCAAAUCGUCCUUUUACCGCAUUGUGGGCUCGGAUUAUCGAGGCACCUUCAAGAUUGAACCUGAAAACGGUCGGUUAAUGCUGACAAAGAGUUUAGAUCGAGAGAAGAAGGACGUCUACCACUUGAAGAUUAAGGCCGAGAACGUCAUUCACCGGCGAGUGGGACGUGACAUUAAUGCACUCUAUCAGCAUCUGACGAGCACGGAAAGUCACAAUAAUCACCUCGCAUUUGACGAAGCACUGGUGGUGGUCCACGUGGAGGACUUGAAUGAUAACUCGCCCCAGUUCGACAACAAGGAUCACCCCAUUGUGGCGGCAGUGCCACUGGAGGCUUCAUUCGGCUUUAAAGUGGUCAAAGUGAACGCUAAAGACUCGGACAUUGGUCUAAACAGUGCCAUUCGCUACGAGUUACAGUCUCGAGGCGAUGACUCGCACACCAAGUUCUACAUUGACCCAGUCAGCGGGGACAUUCGCUCGAUGGUCACCUUCAACCUCGACGGCGGGAAGAUGUACGGCUUUGAUGUGAAGGCCACUGACUGUGAGGGCAGUGAGAGCGGCAACUCGGCAACCACCACUGUCUUUGUGUACGUUCUGCCGGAGACAAAGAUGAUCCUCUUUGUCUCUGACAAGGAGCCCAUCACAGUGGAGAAAAAGUAUCCAGAAAUUCUGUCGUACCUUAGCAAUGUGACAGACUACGAAGUGAAACUGGCCAAACUUGGUCCUCACGUGGAGGGAGAAAUGCAGGAGACGCACUCUACGGACAUUUUCCUCUACGGAGUCAAUAAGCAAAACAAUGAAAUCAUCGACACUGAGACGUUGCUAGACGUCUUCCGCAAGAACUCUCAGCAAAUUGUAGAAAGUCUGCGUUUCUUCCGGAUUCGGCGCAUUCAGGGCGUUACUGUUCAGGAGAAGAUCAGCCAGAUGGGCGCCACUGAGAUUGCCAUCAUUGCCCUCUCUUCAGUCAUCUUCCUGGGAACUGUUCUCUCAAUAGCACUUCUCUGCUCUUCGUGUAAAGAAAGGAAAAUUAGACAAAGGCAAAUCAACUGGGAGCAGCAAAACCUGUACAACAUUAAGAAUCCACUAAUGGCCGGUCCAAAGUCGAUAUACGGCAGCAGAGGUAUUCCAGUGGGCAACAUCUCCAAUUACUCCUGUGACGGUUUUGGAAACGGCGACUACAUGGAGUCUAUAGCGUCGUACAAGCGAAACGGCAGCGUCCUCGAUGGGCGAUCUGCGCACACGGAGAUUUCGUCCAAAAGCCGCCAAGUACCUCCUCCUGAUGGAGCAUCUUCGAUGAAUCCUCCUCGAAGUCCCUUCUCUGAUAGAUUUUCUAAGUCCAAUGCCCACAUGAACUCCAUUAUGGGCCUACCAAUGAACGAAGUUAACAACGACUGGUCUGGCUACUCUAGAGGGUCUGGCCGGUCACGAAACUCCUACAGCGGUACAAGUUGGUCGUCUCGCAAGUCCAAAACCUCAGACCGACGAUAA